Hypoxylon trugodes is the source of this 2970-nucleotide messenger RNA. RefSeq lists its product as uncharacterized. The transcript has 2 exons. Gene Ontology annotation, molecular function: CoA-ligase activity; phosphopantetheine binding. The coding region runs from base 1 to 2970 and encodes 989 amino acids. NCBI's taxonomy places the organism in Eukaryota, Fungi, Ascomycota, Sordariomycetes, Xylariales, Hypoxylaceae. Gene Ontology annotation, biological process: biosynthetic process; secondary metabolic process. The record is from RefSeq and is a predicted model, not a curated record.
AUGACAGCCUUAUUGAAGACCAUGAUAGACACAUUCCCCGCCACCGACUCUGGGAGCAAGCGAAAUAAGCUCGAAGGACACUCAACAGACUACACUGGGUGUGUCAACAUCGGGCGGCCAAGAACAGCAACUCAUGACGGGCCAGCUUACAAUUGUAUUCAAGAUGUUCUACAUUCCCGUGCUAAGUCAAUUCCAACGAGGUAUCUCUUUCUUUACCCGCUCGGGAGUACCGCAAAAUCGAUGCCGAGUCAAGUUUCGUAUGGCAGACUUUACGCUCAAGCCGAGAUCAAUAGUCGAAAGCUUGCAAGUCUCGCAGGCUUUAACCCUAGGAGACCGGUACUUCUUCAUCUAGACGAUCACUGGGAUGCUAUAAAUUGGUUUUGGGCCGUAGUCCUCGCACGCGGCAUACCAGUCAUGUCUCCACCCUUAGGAAACAUUGAAGAGAACCGCCAUAAACAUCUGCAAGCACUUUCGCAGUUGCUCGAAUCUCCCAUCUGUCUCGUAAGGGAGGGUUCUCUACCCCUAUUCAAGAAUAGCGGACAUACCUUGCAGUUGCACUCUAUCGAGACUCUAGAAGCGGAAGUCACACCUUCGGAGGCACAGACUGGAAACAAUAGCCUCCAUGAUGCUGCCGUAAAUAUUGCUGCGACACAUAAGCCCGACUACAAUCAGCUAGCUGUCCUCAUGUUGACUUCGGGCAGCACCGGUAAUGCAAAGGCUGUGCGACUCGGCCAUACCCAGAUCCUAGCUGCUGUUGCUGGCAAAAUGUCGAUGCGCUCGUUACCGGUCGACGGUGCCUUUCUCAAUUGGAUUGGGAUGGACCACGUUGCGGCUCUUGUUGAGACGCAUCUGUCCGCACUAUGGCUCGGCGUUGACCAAGUACACAUACAUGCUGCUGACGUCGUGGCGUUUCCGUCCCUAUUCAUAGAGCUAUUAAGCCGACACCGUAUCUCUAGAACGUUUGCCCCCAAUUUCUUCCUUGCACAGUUACUCGCAUCGGAUCCGGAACCCUUUACCGAAGCAGCUUGGGAUUUGUCUAAUUUAACGGCACUUAUCUCGGGGGGUGAAGCCAAUGAUAUGGACACAAUGAACGGGACAGUCGCAUUGCUCGGACGCUAUAAGGCACCAUACAACGUAGUCCAACCGGGCUUUGGCAUGACCGAAACGUGUGCAGGUGCCAUCUAUAAUGUGGAUUGCCCAGCGUAUGAGCUAAGGCUGGCUCUCAGUAUCGCGUCCCUAGGCCGCUGUAUCCCUGGCAUUGAGAUGCGUGUUGUGAAUGGUGCUGGUACGUCCAGAGAUGCCGGGGAGCCGGGAUAUCUUGAAGUUCGCGGCCCUGUCGUCUUUGACGGUUACUAUCGAAACCCAGUGGCGACGGCUGAGGCAUUUCCCUCGGGCGAUGGAUGGUUCCGUACAGGUGACAACGCUGUAAUUGGUGUUGACGGCACCAUGAGCAUGAUUGGGCGCGCUAAGGAAGUUAUCAACAUUAAUGGAGUCAAGGUUGUCACAGCCGAGGUUCAAGCCGCCCUAGAGGUGGCCUUGCGCGGGACGCACGUCAACCGUGUUGUAUGCUUCCCAUCCCGGGCACCGAAGGCUAUAACCGAGCAGAUCACGGUAGCUUACGUGCCGCGAAAGUGGCCGUUAGCACCCGUAGAAAUGGCAGAUAUUGACAGCCGUAUAGUCCAGGCGUGCAUGAUGGUGAGCACAACGCAGCCAUAUGUGUUCGUAGUGCAAACCAAAUAUCUUCAUUUGGUGCCGACAAGCACAUUAGGGAAGAUCUCUGGGAUCAAGAUGCGCGCGCUACUUGAAGGUGGCGCAUUUGACGAGGAUGUUGCUUACCAUUACCAACAUGUCAAGGCGUUUCGGCAGCAGAACCGACAGGCGACGGAGCAUCUAGCUUUAACCAGAGAAGAAAAGCUCCUGGUAGCAGACUUCUGUGAGACAAAAGGUCUAGACACAGGGUCCGUCGGCAUAGAUACGCCUAUUUUUGAAUUGGGGUUUACGUCGCUAGAUCUGAUAAGACUGAGGCAACGUAUUAAUAAACGAUUAGGAAUGACGGUGACUAUGGCUGUGCUGAUGAAAAAUCCGACCGUGCGGGCACUUGCUCCGGGGUCGAACGCAGAAUACGAUCCUGUAGUCAUCCUACAGUCAAGCGGGAGAAAAACACCACUAUGGCUCAUCCAUCCUGGCGUAGGUGAAGUACUCGUGUUCAUGGGGCUAGCGCAGCACAUGAGAAAGGACGAUAGGCCUAUCUACGCACUCCGGGCGCGUGGCUUUGAAGCCGGGCAGCAGAAUUUUAGUUGUAUCGCCGAGGCUGUGGACACAUACACGGCGGCCAUCAAGAGCAAACAGCCACAUGGCCCGUAUGCCAUUGCUGGAUACAGCUACGGUGCUAUGCUAGCUUUUGAGUCGGCGAAAAAGCUCGAGGAACACGGGGAGACUAUUGGCUUUCUAGCCAGCUUCAAUCUCCCCCCGCAUAUUAAACAGCGCAUGCGCCAGCUGACCUGGAACGUGUGCCUGCUACACCUGGGUCAAUUCCUAGGGCUUAUAGACGAAGAAACAGUUAAUCAAACAGUAGAAGAUGAUAUUACCUUCCGCGAGAUGCCGCGAGAUGCCGCAUUGCAGUGUGUACUUGCUGUUGCCGACGCAGAGCGGCUACGCGAACUAGGAUUAGACGAAGCUGCGUUGCUGCAAUGGGCCAAUGUCUCCUAUGGGCUUCAGAGAAUGGCGGUUGACUAUAAGCCGACAGGCAAUAUUGCGAGCUUAGACGUGUUCCACGCGGAACCACUUCAAGUGGCGGCAGCGUCGCGUGAGGAAUGGGUUAGUCAAUGGCUGAGCCAUUGGCAAGACUUCUGCCGAACGGAAGUACGCUUUCGCGAAGUUCAGGGAGGCCAUUAUACCAUGAUAGGACCCGAUCAUGUAACAUCAUUCGUUCAGACGUUGCGUGCGGCUCUGAAAGCAUGUAGGAUAUGA